GAAGAAGAAGAAGAAGCAGAAUCUUGAACUCCCGCUCGAUGUGCUGGUGGAGUUUGUUUAUUUCUCAUUUUUAAAGUUUAUCUGUUUGUGAUCGUUAAUCGUGUCUCCGGUCGGACAGCAGAGGAGAGACUGGAACCGUCCAGAUCCGGACAUGGACUCGUUCCUGAACCACUUCAGACCGAGCAGCGAGGCGGAGGUGCUGUGGUUAAAGGGCGUGUUCACAUUCAUCGCAGGUCACGUGUGUCCUCUGCUGUCUGACCACACCCCUUCAGCUGCUGACGACACAGAGACAAGUUUUCAGUGUCGGCUGAGUGUUUCCGUGGUGAAGACAAUCCAGCAGAGGACACCUGUCAAUCACACCUUACCUGUCAGUUACAGGAUGGUGUCUGUCUCUGAGCUGGUUGCCCAGCAACACAUGGCCUGUGUCAGCAAUCUGUCCUGGAGCACCAAUCAGCACCGAGCUUGGGUGAGGGAGGCGGAGCUUGCGCAUCCAGGCCUCAAAGCUGUGUCAAGGGUCAACCUGCUUCUGAUUGGCUGUCUGAGAGAGGGGCGGGGUGAUGAGUGGACACUAACAGACGCCAGUGGGAGUGUCAGGUGUGAGUCUCUGUCUCUCUCUCCGAAGUGUCUCAAUCGUCUGGUUUUCUUGACUCACUGGAACUACAUCCCCCAGCAUGCACCGGGCCACAGUCAGGAUGAAGCGGCUGGAGGCUUCGUGGAGCUGAUUGACUCUUCAGUGCUGCUGUGGCCUGAUCCUGACCAGGGAUUGGUUGUGGAUCCUGGAGGAGGGGCAGUACUUAGGGGUGCAGUUGGGGUCAGAGAGGCUGUUGAUUUUCUGCAGGACAGGCAGCCGGGCCGGCGUCUGUCUGUGUGUGGACGUGUGUCUUCUGUCUGUCCCGUGCUGACAAUCUCUGGAACGACUUUUUUCUUCUUCACGCUGACAGACGGCAGACGCUCUCUACCAAUACUGGUCAAGGUCGGAGUUAUUUUAACUCUUUUCUGUCAUAAUCUUUCUGUUCCUCACCACAGGAGGCAGCAAAGCAAACAAAAACACUUAACCUUCAACUUUAAUGAAAAUCAUUUGGCUACUUUUUGA
Molecule: messenger RNA, 1093 nt
Organism: Thalassophryne amazonica
Lineage: Eukaryota; Metazoa; Chordata; Actinopteri; Batrachoidiformes; Batrachoididae
Product: CST complex subunit CTC1-like
Exons: 6
Coding region: 152-1093 (313 amino acids)
Biological process (GO): positive regulation of DNA replication; telomere maintenance via telomere lengthening
Cellular component (GO): CST complex
Molecular function (GO): telomeric repeat DNA binding; single-stranded DNA binding
Source: RefSeq, a predicted model, not a curated record